UCAAAAACACUUGAGAAAACCAGAGGUCCGGCAGCUCCUUAUCCUCAGUGUGAACCUAGAGCUACCUGUGUUCACAUGGAUUCCCCACUCUUCUGGCUGCUUGUAGCACUAUCAGUGCCUACGACACCUGGCCAUGCGAACCUACAAAGCAGCUGGCAGCUGGGUGCUGUGCUUAAAUGUGGCACAGGGCGAAUAUUCGCCUACAUAGGGUACGGUUGUUACUGUGGACUCGGGGGACGAGGCUGGCCACGGGACAGCACAGAUUGGUGCUGCUUUAAUCAUGACUGCUGUUAUAGGAAAGCGGAGGCUGUUGGUUGUCGUCCCAAGUCUAAUACCUACCACUGGUAUUGCAGCACAGCCAGUAAAACACCAAGAUGUAAGGCACGCAAUACCAGAUGUCAAAAGAAGAAUUGUGACUGUGAUGUGGAGUUAACAAAUUGCUUAAAGAGGCAGAAAUACCAAAUGAGAUAUGCGUUAUGGCCCAAUUUCCGUUGUGGCAAUACAGUGCCAUGUUGUGAGGCCCCGGUAGAGAAACAUCGAUGCCUAUUGUGAAUUGUUAAUUAUGUCUGAGCAUGAAACUAGCUUUGAUUUAACUCAGUAUAAGGAGUCAGCAACAAAAGCUUUUCACUGUACCUCGGUACACAUGACAAUCAACGGAAAUAAACCAAAAAAUAUAUAUUGUACAGAAAAAUACGUUCACUUUGCAUCCUGCGAACCAAGGAUCACAGGAAAUUGUAGUCACGACACCCACUAAUGAUCUAAAAAUCAACAUUAAUGAAGAACAAAUUGUCGUCUCCACUGCAAUGCCCCUGCACUCUUUGCAUUUAUUUCCAUAUAUCCAUUGGGGUGCAAGGCGGUGAAUUUUGUCCUGUUGCCAUGAACUACACUUUGAUUAAGAAGUCCAUAAUUUCAUAAAUCAUAGGAGUAGAAUUAGGCCAUUUAACCCAUCAAGUCUACUCUGCCAUUCAAUCAUGGCCGAUCUAUCUUUCCGUCUCAACCCCAUUCUCCUGCCUUCUCCCCAUAAGCCUUGACACCCAUACCAAUCAAGUAUCUGUCAAUUUCCGCCUUGAAAUCACCCAAUGGCUUGGCCUCCACCACCAUCAGUGGCAAUGAAUUCCACAGAUUCACCACCCUCUGAUUAAAGAAAUUCCUCCUCGUCUCCUUUCUAAAGGUACACCCUUGGAUUCUGAGGCUGUGCCCUCUGGUCCGAGACUGCCUCACCAUUGGAGACAUCCUCUCCACGUCCAAACUAUCCAAGCCUAUCACUAUCCGGUCGGUACGUUUCAAUGUAUGAUAGCGGGGCAGUGUAAUACAAGCUGAAGCAAUGAUCUGCAUGAUUCACUCAAGGCCAUUAAGGCCUUUCACACCGAGUGACUUGCACGUCACAAUCAAAACAUUUAAUCAGUACAAAAUUUAACCGGAGAAUGAAUCUUAAAAGAUCAGUCCCUUCUGUUCAGAUUGUAAAAGGAACAUGGAUUUGGAAUGUUGUUUGCUCUGUUCGUUUUUAUAGAUACUUUUUACUUCCUCUUUUGCCAAAGCACUCUCAAGAUUCAAGAGAGUUUAUUGUCGUGUGUCCCAGAUAGGACAAUGAAAUUCUUGCUUUGCUUCAGCACAACAGAAGAAAAAAAAAAGUAGGCAUAAAUAAAUACAGAACAGAACUGAUCAGUGUAACCAUAUACCAAUGAAUAUCAAGUCAAGUCAAGUUUAUUUGUCACAUACACAUACGAGAUGGGCAGUGAAAUGAAAGUGGCAAUGCUCGCGGACUUUUGUGCAAAAAGACAAACAACCAAACAAACUAUAAACUCAAUCAUAACACACAUAUUCUUUUACAUAAUAAAUAAUGGAAGGAAAAACGUUCAGUAGAAUUAGUCUCUGGUGAGAUAGGCGUUUACAGUCCAAAUGGCCUCUGGGAAGAAACUCCUUCUCAACCUCUCCGUUCUCACCGCAUGGCAACGGAGGCGUUUGCCUGACCAUAGCAGCUGGAACAGUCCGUUGCAUGGGUGGAAGGGGUCUCUCGUGAUAUUGUUGGCUCUGGAGUUGCACCUCCUGAUGUAUAGUUCCUGCAGGGGGGCAAGUGAAGUUUCCAUAGUGCGUUUGGACGAACGCACUACUCUCUGCAGAGCAUUCUUGUCCUUGGCAGAGCAAUUCCCAAACUAGAUGAUAAUGUUCCCGGACAAGAAUAUAUAUAUAUAUACACACACAUAAAUAAACAGAUAAAGUGCUAAUGGACUAUUAAUGAUCAGAGUAUUGUUUGAGUUGAGUUUAAUAGCCCCAUGGCUGUGGGGAAGCAGUUAUUCUUGAACCUGGAUGUUGCACAUUUCAGGAUCCUGUACCUUUUACCUGAAGGCAGCGGGGAGAUGAGUGAGUGGCCAGGAUGGUGUGGGUCCUUGAUGAUGCUGGCAGCCUUUUCAAGUUCAAGUGAGUUUAUUGUCAUGUGUCCCUGUAUAGGACAAUGAAAUUCUUGCUUUGCUUAAGCACACAGAAAAAAUAGUAGGCAUUUACUACAAAACAGAUUAAUGUGUCCAUAUACCAUGAUAUAAAUAUAUACACACAAGAAUAAAUAAACUCGUAACGUGCAAAUAACAGAAAUUGGUUGAUAGAACACAAGGUCCUAUCUGCUCUGUGUACGUGAGGUUUCACGUUCUCCCUGUGACCGCGUGGGUUUCCUCCGGGUGGUUCAAUGUUACUUUAUUGCCACAUCUACCGAGGCAGUGAAAUGCAUUUUUGCAUGCAGUUCUGUACUUCUUUGCAUAAGCGCAUCUUAGAUACAGUACAAGCGUACAGAAAUAGUGCAUGGAGACAGUGUACAAGAGUCGGCCAGAUUUGGCGCCAUUCUCAAGACCCGAUUGCUGUAAGUGCAGUGUUUCUUAACCUGCCUGUGAAGGCCCGUUGUCAUGGCAGCAUUGUAGGGUCAGUCUGGCCUAGUUCAGCCGUUGGAGUCAUAGAAAAAUAGAAAAUAGGUGCAGGAGUAGGCCAUUCGGCCCUUUGAGCCUGCACCGCCAUUCAAUAUGAUCAUGGCUGAUCAUCCAACUCAGUAUUCUGUACCUGUCUUCUCUCCAUACCCCCUGAUCCCUUUAGCCACAAGGGCCACAUCUAACUCCCUCUUAAAUAUAGCGAAUGAACUGGCCUCAACUACCUUCUGUGGCAGAGAGGUCCAGAGAUUCACCACUCUGUGGGAUGAAUCUGGUCCUCCAUCGCUGCUCCACCGCUCCGUACCCCUGCAGGCCGCGUAUGGUCCACACGGGAUGCUCCAGUCUCCUCCCGUAUCCCAAACACGUGCGGGUCAGUAGGUUAAUUGGCCUCUGUAAAUUCCUACACAUGAACUUAGUACCCUUUGAUCUCUCGUUUUCACACUUUACCCUUCCAUAUCUCUCAUUUCACUCCCCGCUGACCCUCUGUCUGAAGAAGGGUCUCGACCCGAAACAUCACCUAUCCAGAGAUGCUGCCUGGCCAGCUGAGUUGCUCCAGCAUUUUGUGUCUAUCCUCUGCAUAGAAAUGUCUCCUCGUUUCACCCCUAAACACUGAAUAGAUUUUUAGGCCAUUAAAGUAGUUGUGGUUUGAUCAAACUACAGUUGGUUUGACAGACUCUGCAGUAAGGCAAUACUUCUUUCCGCUGCUCAGUGCAAUCCACUAGUUGCUUUGUCACCACUUCUGAUACUAAUUUGGUUUAAAUUUAGAAGCAAUCAUGACAGAAUUGGAAUUCUUACCUUUUAAUCAAUGCUCUAGGCCUCUGGACUACUAGUUCUGUAAUGUUAUCUCUAUCCUACACUGUUUUUCUAAACUCCAGAGAAGAUUAGUAUUGUAUUUGUAUGUAAUUAUGUAAACAAGUCAUCUGGUCUGCAAAUGUUGGGAUAUAAUCAUGUAUCUAGAAGAAUUCUCUGCAUUGGAAUAAACAUUGUUUGAAA
Leucoraja erinaceus (little skate) is the source of this 3905-nucleotide messenger RNA. Its product is annotated as acidic phospholipase A2-like. Gene Ontology annotation, molecular function: phospholipid binding; calcium ion binding. Lineage: Eukaryota; Metazoa; Chordata; Chondrichthyes; Rajiformes; Rajidae. The transcript has 4 exons. The coding region runs from base 76 to 552 and encodes 158 amino acids. Gene Ontology annotation, biological process: lipid catabolic process; phospholipid metabolic process; arachidonate secretion. The record is from RefSeq and is a predicted model, not a curated record.